Molecule: messenger RNA, 945 nt
Organism: Pipistrellus nathusii (Nathusius's pipistrelle)
Lineage: Eukaryota; Metazoa; Chordata; Mammalia; Chiroptera; Vespertilionidae
Source: the annotation of a GenBank genome assembly
AUGAAAAGGCAAAAUCAAAGCUCUGUGGUUGAAUUCAUCCUCCUGGGCUUCUCUAACUUUCCUGAGCUUCAAGAGCAGCUCUUUGGGGCUUUCUUGGUGGUUUACCUGGCGACCCUGAUAGGAAAUACCAUCAUCAUAGUCAUCAUCUCCCUGGACCAGAGCCUCCAUGUCCCCAUGUACCUGUUCCUCCUGAACCUGUCCCUGGUGGAUGUGAGCUUCAGUGCAGUCAUUAUGCCUCAGAUGCUGGUGGUUCUCUCCACUGAGAAAACAUCCAUCUCAUUUGUGAGUUGUUUUGCACAGAUGUAUUUCAUUCUUUUCUUUGGUGGGGCUGAAUGCUUUCUCCUGGGGGCAAUGGCUUAUGACAGGUUUGCUGCAAUCUGUCAUCCUCUGAGCUACCCAAUGCUUAUGAACAAAAGGGUUUUCAUGAAGUUAGUAAUGUUCUCCUGGGCCUCAGGGGUCAUGGUGGCUACUGUGCAGACCACAUGGGUUUUUAGUUUUCCCUUUUGUGGCCCCAGUGAAAUCAACCACAUCUCUUGUGAGACGCCCCCAGUGCUGGAGCUUGCAUGUGCUGACACCUUUUUGUUUGAAAUCUAUGCAUUCACUGGCACCAUUUUGAUCAUCAUGGUUCCUUUCCUGUUGAUACUCUUAUCUUACAUUCGAAUCCUCUUUGCCAUCCUGAAGAUGCCAUCCACCACUGGGAGGCAGAAGGCCUUUUCCACCUGUGCCUCGCAUCUCACGUCUGUCACCCUCUUCUAUGGCACAGCCAGUAUGACUUACUUACAACCCAAAUCAGGCUACUCCCCAGAAACCAAGAAACUGAUGUCAUUGGCUUACUCACUUCUCACGCCUUUGCUGAAUCCACUGAUCUACACCUUGCGAAACAGUGAGAUGAAAAGAGCUUUGAUGAAAUUCUGGCGAAGAAAGGUAGAUUUGCGCACAUUCUGA